Portunus trituberculatus (swimming crab) is the source of this 901-nucleotide messenger RNA. Its product is annotated as zinc finger protein 513-like. The coding region runs from base 138 to 764 and encodes 208 amino acids. The transcript is spliced from 4 exons. Gene Ontology annotation, cellular component: nucleus. Gene Ontology annotation, biological process: regulation of gene expression. The record is from RefSeq and is a predicted model, not a curated record. NCBI's taxonomy places the organism in Eukaryota, Metazoa, Arthropoda, Malacostraca, Decapoda, Portunidae.
GGUGCACCAGUGUCCACAUUGUGCCUACACCACUACUCUGCUGCAUAACCUAAAGAGACAUAUCUUAAAGCAUACUGGUGAAAAGCCAUUUGCUUGUUCUUACUGCUCAUACACAACCACCAGAAAGGAACUCCUGAAUGAGCACAUCAACCUUCAUACAGGAGAGAAGCCAUUCUCCUGUCCUUAUUGCACCUACAGUUCCUCUCACAAAAACAUCCUCCGCAGACACAUGCGGGUCCACACGGGUGUACGGCGCCACAUGUGUCCACAUUGCUCCUUCCAGACUGACAACAAAUCUGUGUUCAACACACACUUCAAGAUCCACAUCAAGGAAAAUUCUGUUUAGUUCAAAGUGGAGCGGGAGGCUAAGUAUCAGUGGACUGAUGCCGGCAGACCAGAAGACAGGCAGGGCCUCGGCUCCACCAGUAGGGGCGGAGGGAGGUAACGAAGCAUCUCUAUACCCACUGCCCGGCCACACCACCACCUCCACCACUACCACCACCACCUCCUCCAAGACCCACCGCUGUCCUUACUGCACUUACGUCACCAUAAAAACCACCAACCUUGUAAGACACAUCCACACUCACACGGGCGAGAAACCAUUUGCCUGUCCCCAUUGCCCCUUCCGAGCCACCCAGGAAGACAAUUUAAAGCGGCACGUUCGCACUCACACGGGAGAGAAGCCCUAUUCUUGCACCCUCUGCCCAUAUCGCUCUCGGCAGCAAGGGAGUCUGAAGAGGCACGUUUGGGCGCACCAUAAUUAAAGGUGGUGGCAGGAAACCCCAAGCAAACUGAGCAGCCUUGGAUGAAGAAGGUGCGGCUGGCAGAGAUUCCUUCAGGUGAGAACAGCAACGUCAAGACUAUUGGACUGCUGGCGGAGGGAGAAGACCUACCUAGACCA